Gongylonema pulchrum is the source of this 930-nucleotide messenger RNA. The record is from the annotation of a GenBank genome assembly. Lineage: Eukaryota; Metazoa; Nematoda; Chromadorea; Rhabditida; Gongylonematidae.
AUGUGCUUAAAAUUUAGGCUAUCGUAUUUGAUUUUAGGUGAAAUUGCUUGGGAGCUUUUGAAUCACUACGGUAUUCCAUUAGAGAUCACUCAGAGGAUAUGCGAAAAAAAUGCUGUGAAAGUUGACGUGGAAGGAUUCGACAAAUGUCUCUCUCAGUUAAAGAUCAUUCAAAAAGCUGAAAAUGAGCUGUGGCAAAAGGUAAAUGUGCAAGAAAUGUUAAUGAGUGGUGUGCAACCAACGAUUGAUUCAAGUAAAUACGACUACAGACGAGUUGGCAUUGAGAAGUAUGAAUUCACCAGUGAAGUAAGCCGCGUUGCUGCAAUUUUUGAUGCUACUGGAAAACGGACAAAAAAGCUUGCAGCAGGCAAAGCUGGAUGUGUCAUUAUGGAAUCGACAAAUUUUUUUGCCGAACAAGGUGGCCAGCUUUACGAUCAUGUUCAUGGUGCAAAACAACGAAGCGGUUUUAUUAUCCUUAUCGGUGAAGUAGCUGAUAAUACGGGAAUAGAGGAGGGCAUGUGCCUAACACAGAUCAUAAAUGAGAAGGAUCGAUUUUCCUUAAUGUGUGGUCACACAGCUACUCAUAUUUUGCAUUUUGCGCUUCAAAAAGUUUUCGCAUCGCCGAUUCGACAAAUGGGUUCGCUGAUUGCUCCUGAUAAAUUGCAUUUUGAUUUUUCAGUUGCCAACGGGACAACUGGUGUAAUGAAGGUUGAAGAAGUUACGAAUGUUGUAAAUGAGAUUAUUGAAAGUAAUUUGGACGUAACUGUGCAAUAUGUCCGACAAAAUGAAGUUGGUCCAGUUCUCGACAGCUUUUCAACGUUCGAUAUUUCCCAGGUAUUCGUGGUUUCAUCGAUUUUUGAUCUGAGGAAAUUUUCGGAGAGAUGGGAUGAAGUUCUUCAUCAUUCUUUCAGAUCUUUGUUGGUAUUAGUUUAA